CGAAAAUGAACCUUCUUUUCUACAAAUUUCUUAGUUUAUAAAAAGAUAAUAUAAAAUUGCAUUAUGUCUAAUAUUCGAAAAGAAGUAGUUAAUGCAGCACUUAAUAGAACAUUUGCAUUAUUAGAUACUACUAUUCAUAAUAAUAUACAUAAACAUUUUGAAUUUCGAAAACAAACACUUCUUGCUGAUAAAUCUCUUACAGAAGAUGAAAAAACUGAGGCAAUAAAAAAAAUAACUGAAACUUAUGAUAGAACUAAAAUUCUUCAUAAUUCAGGAACAAAAAGAAUUUGUGAGAAUUGUAAUCAAGAAUGUUUGGCUACAUUAUUUUGUGAAUAUUGUGUUCGAAAUUAUUUAAAAGCAAAUUUUUCAAAUUGGACGUCUGGAAAUGAUAAUAUUGAUAACUUAAUACAAAAAUGUCAAUCAGAAACACUCUUUACGAAUAAGAUAAUUGAAUGGAUACCAUAUAAUAAUUUACAAAAUAUUAGUUACCUAACAGAAGGUGGAUUCUCUAAAGUUUAUACAGCAAAUUGGAUUGAUGGAAGAUAUAAAGUAUGGAAUUCUAAAGAACAGGAAUUAGAAAGAUCUGAUCGUAAUUUAAAUGUAAUACUUAAAAGAUUAGAAAAUAUUAAUGCAAAUCAAAGUUGGUUUGAAGAGGCUAAAUCACACUUAACUGUAAGUAGUAAAUGGCCACGUGUUGUUGACUGUUAUGGUUUAACACAAGAUCCGUCAAAUGGAAAUUUCAUGCUUGUAUUAAAUAAAAUGGAUGUAAAUUUAAGAGAAUAUUUACAACAAAAUCAUAAUCAACUUACAUGGAAAGAAAGGAUUCAAAUUACAACUGAUAUAAUUUAUGCACUUGGUGAUAUUCAUGAGGAGAAUGCAAUUCAUAGAGAUUUGCAUUCUGGAAAUAUAUUAUAUAAAAAAAGAAAUCAGGAUUGGUAUAUUAGUGAUUUUGGAUUUUGUGGCCCUGCAGACAAACCAUUAAAAAGUAUAUAUGGAAAUCUUCCUUAUAUAGCACCUGAGGUUAUUGCUGGAAAACAGGCUACAAAAGCAUCUGAUAUUUAUAGUUUUGCUAUGCUUAUGUGGGAAAUUUCAUCUGGACAACCACCAUUUCUUAAUUGCAAACAUGAUUGUGAUCUUAUAUUGAAUAUUAUUAAUGGAAUAAGACCAAGAAUAGUAUCAGGAACCCCUUUAGAAUACGAAAGUUUAAUGAAACAAUGUUGGGAUGCUGAUCCAUUAAAAAGACCUGACGCUUAUACACUGUAUAAAAAAAUGGAUGAAAUUAAUUUAUAUUAUCAGAAAAAAUCAGAUGAACCAACUCAAUUGGAAAUAAAUAAAAAUUUUGAAAUAAAUAAAACAAGUAGUUUUAAAACAAACUACGCUAAUAGCAGAUUAUAUGCAAGUAAAGUUCAUCAAUUUGAAUUUUUUUCUGAACCGAAAAAUGCAACAGAAGAAGAACAAGAAGCAUUUUAUAGUAAAUCAUAUGAUGAGUUUCAAAUUCCUGAUAAUAUUGAUGAUUUUAAUAAUUCAAGUUAUUGGAAAAAUAAUAGUACAUCAAAAAUGAGUAGUAUUUUUAAAGCUAAUAGUAAAGAUGCUCAAAUUGAUAAUAAAAUUGAAACUAUGCAACAACAGAUUAAGAAUAUCAAUCUCGAAGACGAAAAUGAAAUACAUAAUAAUCCAAAUCUUCAUUCAGAAGAACAAGUUAAAUCGGAAAUUCCUGAUAUUAUUUAAUUUUUUAAAUUUUACAUGAUGUUAAAUUACUAAAUUUUUAUAGAUUUUAGUUUCUUUGAAUUUAUUUUAUAUUUUUAUAAUUUUUUCUGAAUAGUUUAAACACUGAGAUUAGAGUAGUAAGAUAAAAUUCUUAGCAAUGUUUCUUAGUUUGUAAUUUAAAUUAUUCAUUCAAUUUAGUUAUCAUAUAAAUUAACUUUAA
Molecule: messenger RNA, 1927 nt
Organism: Rhizophagus irregularis DAOM 181602=DAOM 197198
Lineage: Eukaryota; Fungi; Glomeromycota; Glomeromycetes; Glomerales; Glomeraceae
Source: RefSeq, a predicted model, not a curated record